Dovyalis caffra is the source of this 672-nucleotide messenger RNA. Lineage: Eukaryota; Viridiplantae; Streptophyta; Magnoliopsida; Malpighiales; Salicaceae. The record is from the annotation of a GenBank genome assembly.
AUGGUAGUGGGAACUUUUUUCGUUGUUGUAUCCUUGAUAGGGUUAAUUGGAACAAUAUGCAAGGUCACAUUUCUUCUGGGAAUAUAUUCCUUUUUCGCAUUCCUGUGGAUCCUUGGCCUCAUUUCUUUCACGUUUUUCCUGCUACUUGUUACCAAUAAUGGGGCUUCUGAGAAGUUAUCCAGGAUACGAUUUAGGGAGUACAGGUUUGGGGAUUAUUCGCAUUGGUUGCGGGAACAGUUUGCAAAUGGGAGGAAUUGGAAUAAUAUUCAAAGCUGUAUGGUUUAUACUCAUGCUUGUAGCAAUCCUCAUACCUAUCACGAUCUCAAGGCGAAGGACUUUUACAAGAAGAAACUGUCUCCUAUAGAGUCUGGCUGCUGCAAGCCUCCAAUAUAUUGUGGAUUCGAAAGCAAGAAUGCGACAUUCUGGGUCAUGCCCGAAUCUGGGCCAGAAGUGCCAGAUAGCGAUUGCACUACGUGGAGCAAUGAGCAGGACAAGCUUUGCUACAAUUGCAAGUCAUGCAGGGUUGGAGUUUUGGCAAGCAUUAGGCUGGUAUGGAGAAAUUUUGCUAAACUAAUGUGCCUCCAAAUUGUCCUCAUGACUAUGAUCUAUUGCAUUAGUGGCUUCACCAGGAAGAACAUUCAAAUGGAUAAUUCCAUAUACAGUAGAGUGUGA